AUGUCAGUAAUUCUAGGAAUUGGUUCUCUAGGAGAUAAGGAUAGCAAUGGCGAAUCACCACUAUCAUCCAACACAUUCAGUCGUCGCAUUCGUCCACCACCAAUAAAUACAAGUAGCUUGGAGGAAGGCAGAGUUCCAUUGAAAGGUCCAAAAGUCCAUAGAAAGGAGUCCAAAGGUGGUCUUCGAGGAAUGUUCUCUCGUAAUAAAUCCGAGAAGAAUGCGGUAUCGCCAGUUCCUGAAGGAAAUAAAUCGGCUUCACCAGUCACAUCACCCACACCACUUUCCCCAAAGCUAAUGAGUCCCAUCACAAGUCCAGUAGGAGACAGUUUCUUUCGAAAGUUUGGUGCCGGUAAUACAACUGAUGUGGCCUCUCCCACCACACCUGCUACACCAGGGAAUACUACUGGGACCCCAUCACGUCUGAAUCUCAGAUCCAAAUCAGCCAAGGAUAGCAAAAUUGCCGCCAAGCCUACACCGAAAACAAGCCCAAAAGCAUCAGUGUUUGAUCCACCACCGUUAUUCCAAAGUUACCCUCAAUCUGUGAAGCAUGCUCGUCUUUCCGCCUCAACCUUAUCAGCAGAUGCAAUUAUCCGCAUGUCUAAUCAUAAAAGGAAUAUCAGUCUCCGGGACGAAAUAGCACAAACAACCGAGACAGGGCCAGAUGAGAAGAAGACAAUAAUCAAACAUAACAGACGACGAUCAGGUUCAAUAUCGAAAGGUGAAUGGACUCAAAAGAUUUUCGUUUUAGUAACUUCUGGUUACCUUCUACAGUACUCGGGUGAUGGAAAUUUUGACCGACUACCUGAAAAAAUGGUUCAGCUCGGCAAGGAGUCUGUAGCUUUCGCAUCAGAUGUUAUUCCAGGAAAACAUUGGGUGUUACAAGUAUCUCAAUCAAUGAGUGCGGAUGGAGUUCCAACCUCAGAUUCUAGGUCUUUAUUAUCAAGACUUGCGUUCAGAAGUGCAGAUUAUAGGAGGAACGCAACUAGUCUUUUACUUGUCUUGGACAGCGCUGAAGAAAUGGAUUCUUGGAUUGCUGUAUUAAGGAAGGAAAUUGAAACACUUGGAGGCAAGAAACAAAUUACAGAAACUGGAACUGUGAAGACAGAUGAGAAAACACCAGAGUUGAAGAGUCAACCAAGUCAUCGGUAUCUUGUCCAAAGAAGAGGCUCGGAUCAGGUUUCUAACUCUUGCUCACCACUUCAAAAUCCCUAUGAUCGCCGUUCAUCGUGGCAGCAAGAAGGGCAAGUUGGAGAAUUGGCUUUACCUUGGUCAACUCCUCGUGAGCGCCGCCCCUCUUGGCAGAAACCGGAAGGACAGAACAUUGAUGAAAUAUCCCCAACUGGCUUCCUUCCACCUUGGUCACUAAACGAAGCACAAAAUGAAGCUGCGAUCAGACCAUUAACCGGAUGUGGAUCGGUGACAAAUAGUUCUAGUUCAUAUGAGCAGAAUUUGGAAGGUUUGAGAGAUAGUAUUAACAGACUAUCCUAUUGCUCAUCCGACCAACGAACUCGCAUUUCAUCUCCAGCAACGUCGCCAGCUCGAGAUAGUACAUCUACCAUGGAAGAUCUACCACCUUUGUCCUUGGAGACGGUACGAGUGAGGCCAAAUGCUGCAGAGAUUGUUGAACGUAGAAGGUCACUUCAAGCACUUCAAGGGUCACGGGAUCCUAUACCUCAGAUGUCACCGCACCUUCAGACUCCUCAACAAACUUUUCGACACUCAAAUUAUGGUACAUCUACCCGAAUUAUGAGAAGCCCAUCACCUGCAACUCCAAAUUUCAGUGUACCUGUCUCUUCAAGCAAGAGGUUUUCGACUAGAAGCCCAGUCCCUGACAGACGACCAUCACUUCCUGCAAUGAAUACUAUGGAAGCUGAAAAGGGAAGCAAGAAGGGACCUCCAAUGGCACUUUCUGUGACUCAACCACUAUCCCCUGUCAUGGACAUAUCAUCACCAAGACGGAUUCCAAUACCUGUUACGUCCAUGGAAACGUCACAUCGGCCAGUUGCACUCAAUAAACCAUCCACCCUUGAUAUUGGAUCACGUUCCCUAGGAAGGUCUUCUAUUAAAAAGCGACCAAGCAAAGAAUUAAGAUCUACUCGACGUGUCUCGAGUUUCAUGCCAUCAAAUAAUACAUUAGAAGUUCGGAACAAAGAUUUGCGUCGCCAUUCAAGCAUGCAGGCAGUUGGUCAAACCACGUCACCCUUGGAAUCAAAUGGUUCAAGUGCAUCCAAAUUUCCUAAAGUACCUUCAACAAAUUCGACUCAUGAUGAAUCCUUCGAAAGUAUAAAAGAAAAUGACUGCGAUUCAUUACCAACUCUUCAAGAAUCUUCACUUCAACUUCAACCAUUACCAACACUUCCCGAGUUUCCCAUCAAACAAAACACACAGCGUCGACCAAGAAGUAUGCUUGCCACUUCUGGUCAACAAUCAACCAUCGCUGAAGAUUUAUCCAAUACCCCACGUCGCAAGCGACCUUCUUCAACUCUCGCCCCUACGACUCUCUCUCCUACCCUUAUUUACAAAGCAAAUCACACUGAUUUGGAACCACCAAAAUCUCGAUCAGGAAGAUCUGUCUCAAACAGAAGAAGUUUACCAGCUCUUAUGCAUGGUGCUCCUCCAGCUCCUCCUCCAGAUUGUGCUUUACCUCCUUUACCUCCCGGAAGUGCUACGAUCAUCAGUCGGAAAAGUUCGAGUACUCUUGUGAAUUCGAGAAAGGAGAUUGAAAUCAGGGGUUGA
This is a messenger RNA of Sclerotinia sclerotiorum 1980 UF-70, 2736 nucleotides long. RefSeq lists its product as hypothetical. The record is from RefSeq and is a predicted model, not a curated record. Bases 1 to 2736 code for a protein of 911 amino acids. The transcript has a single exon. NCBI's taxonomy places the organism in Eukaryota, Fungi, Ascomycota, Leotiomycetes, Helotiales, Sclerotiniaceae.